UAAAAAAAAAAAAAGCCUCCCUUGCUCAUUCUCUCUCCUCUCCGCGCACUCUCCCUCUGUUGUUGUGUUUUUGAAGCGAAGAUUAAAAGGCGUUGAGAGAGAUCGUUAAGGUUGGGGGUGAUUAGAUUCGUGGAUUGUGUGAGUGAAAAAUGUCGGAGGAAGAGAAAUUGUUGAAGGAGGCGAAGAAAUUGCCGUGGGAGGAUCGGCUGUUCCACAAGAACUGGAAGGUGCGGAACGAGGCCAACAUCGAUUUGGCAGCACUCUGCGACUCCAUUUCCGAUCCCAAGGAUCCUCGCAUCCGUGAAUUUGGUCAUUUUUUUAAGAAAACUGUGGCGGACUCUAAUGCCCCGGUGCAGGAGAAGGCGCUUGAUGCAUUAAUUGCUUACUUGCGAGCAGCUGAUGCCGAUGCCGGAAGGUACGCUAAGGAAGUCUGUGACGCCAUUGUCGCAAAGUGUUUGACUGGGAGGCCAAAGACAGUGGAGAAAGCUCAGGCAUCUUUUAUGCUCUGGGUAGAAUUGGAAGCAGUGGAUGCUUUUCUGGAUGCUAUGGAGAAGGCAAUUAAGAAUAAAGUUGCUAAAGCUGUAGUACCUGCAAUAGAUGUCAUGUUUCAGGCAUUAAGUGAAUUUGGAGCAAAAAUUGUGCCCCCUAAAAGGAUUCUGAAGAUACUUCCUGAACUCUUUGACCAUCAAGAUCAAAAUGUCCGGGCAUCUUCUAAAGGAUUGACUCUUGAGCUUUGUCGUUGGAUUGGUAAAGAUCCUGUAAAGUCAAUUUUGUUUGAGAAAAUGAGAGAUACAAUGAAAAAAGAGCUGGAAGCUGAGCUUGCAAAUGUUACUGGAACAGCUAAGCCAACACGCAAAAUAAGAUCUGAGCAAGAUAAGGAACCUGAACCAGAAGCAGUUUCUGAGGUGGUGGGCCCUGGCCCUUCUGAAGAAUCUGGAGCUGAUGCUCCCCGAGAAAUUGAUGAAUAUGAGCUUGUUGAUCCUGUUGAUAUAUUGACUCCUUUGGAGAAGUCUGGAUUUUGGGACGGAGUGAAAGCUACCAAAUGGUCUGAAAGGAAGGAGGCAGUUGGUGAACUGACCAAGCUUGCGUCAACUAAAAGAAUAUCUCCUGGUGAUUUUUCUGAAGUUUGUCGGACCUUGAAGAAGCUAAUUACAGAUGUGAAUAUUGCAGUUGCUGUUGAAGCAGUCCAUGCUAUAGGCAAUCUUGCUCGGGGAUUAAGGACCCACUUUUCUGCAAGUUCUCGUUUUGUAUUGCCUGUUCUACUUGAAAAAUUGAAGGAGAAAAAACCUACCAUGACCGAGGCAUUAACGCAGACCCUGCAAGCAAUGCACAAAGCUGGUUGCAUAAGCCUUGUGGAUAUUGUUGAAGAUGUCAAGUCAGCCUCAAAAAACAAAGUUCCUCUUGUGCGAUCUUUAACCUUGACCUGGCUGACAUUUUGUAUUGAAACAAGUAACAAGGGUGUUGUCCUGAAGGUGCACAAGGAUUAUGUCCCUAUCUGUAUGGAGGGCCUAAAUGAUGGAACUCCAGAAGUGAGGGAUGCUGCCUUUUCAGCAUUGGCAGCAAUAGCUAAGUCAGUUGGCAUGAGACCUCUGGAGAGGUCGAUUGAGAAACUUGACGAUGUCAGAAGAAAGAAGCUUUCUGAAAUGAUUGCAGGUUCCGAAGUUGCUCCACCUAGUGGUCCCACAACAGCUUCUGUGCAAAAUGUCCGUGGGAGUGUGUUUUCUUUAGAGAACUCAGAAAGUACUUUUGUUAGAAAGUCAGCAGCAAGCAUGCUUAGUGGAAAGAGGCCUGCUCAGGCAGCACCUGUCCCCAAGAAGGGUGGCCCUGUGAAGUCUGGGACUAAUAAGGUUGUAGAUGGAGGUGCACAGGUUAAGCCCUCAAAAUCAAUUGAAAUCCCUGAAGACGUUGAGCCAACUGAGAUGAGCCUUGAAGAAAUUGAGAGCCGAAUAGGUCCUUUGAUACAGCCAGAUACCAUUACUCUUUUAAAAAGUACUGUUUGGAAAGAACGUUUGGAAGGCAUUUCUUCAUUGAAAGAGCAAGUAGAAGGCUUACAGGUCCUUGACCCGUCAGUGGAAAUUUUGAUUCGUUUACUUUGCUGUUUGCCUGGAUGGGGCGAGAAAAAUGUUCAGGUUCAGCAGCAGGUUAUUGAAGUGAUCACAUGUAUAGCAUCGAAAGCAACUAAGUUUCCGAAGAAGUGUGUAGUACUUUGCCUUUUGGGACUUAAUGAACGAGUAGCAGAUAUUAAGACACGUGCACAAGCUACAAAGUGCCUUACUACUUUCUCUGAAGCAGUUGGUCCAGGAUUUAUUUUUGAAAGACUCUACAAGAUUAUGAAGGAGCACAAGAACCCUAGGGUUCUUAGUGAGGGGAUUUUGUGGAUGGUUUCUGCUGUUGAUGAUUUUGGAGUAUCGCAUCUGAAGCUUAAGGAUUUAAUUGAUUUUCUUAAAGAAAUAGGGCUGCAGUCAAGUGCGGCUGCUACUAGAAAUGCUUCAAUUAAGCUUUUAGGUGUUCUGCAUAGAUUUGUUGGUCCAGACAUUAAAGGGUUUCUUGCUGAUGUUAAGCCUGCUCUGCUUAGUACCUUAGAUGCUGAGUAUGAGAAGAACCCAUUUGAGGGAGCAUCUGCUCCUCCCAAGAGAUCUGUAAGGGCAUCAGAGUCAACUUCAUCUGUGGUGGCUGGUGGGCUUGAUGGCCUGCCUCGUGAAGAUAUCAGUGGAAAGAUCACUCCCACUCUUCUAAAGAGCUUGGAAAGUCCUGAUUGGAAGGUUCGAAUGGAGUCUGUUGAAGCUGUAAACAAGAUAUUGGAAGAGGCUAAUAAGCGCAUUCAAGCAACUGGAACUGUGGAGUUAUUUGGGGCUCUGAGAGGACGGCUCUAUGAUAGCAACAAAAACAUUGUCAUGGCAACCUUGACUACAAUUGGCAAUGUUGCAUCUGCAAUGGGACAAGCUGUAGAGAAGUCAAGCAAGGGUAUUCUGUCAGAUGUUUUGAAAUGUCUUGGUGACAACAAGAAGCACAUGAGGGAAUGUACUUUGAAUACUCUAGACUCUUGGCUAGCGGCUGCUCAUCUUGAUAAAAUGGUUCCUUACAUUACAACUGCUUUGACGGACUCUAAACUUGGUGCGGAAGGGCGUAAAGAUCUUUUUGAUUGGUUAUCAAGGCAACUUGCUGGAUUAAGUAGUUUUUCUGAAGCUGCACAGCUUCUUAAGCCAGCUUCAUCUGCAAUGACAGAUAAAUCAUCUGAUGUUCGCAAGGCAGCAGAGAAUUGCAUCAAUGAGAUAUUAAAAGUUAGUGGAAAUGAAAUGAUUGAAAAGGUUGCAAAAGAAAUUCAUGGACCAGCUCUAAAUAUAGUUCUUGAGAAGCUAAGGCCAUAUGGGUCUUUUCAAGAAUCAUUUGAGUCUGUUAGAGCAGUUUCAGGAGGAGCGAGCUCAAAAAGUGUCUCAAAGGGUGGGAGAUCUGCUGCCAAUGGUGUUUCAAAACAGGGAAAUAGAGCUGUAUCUUCGAGGGCCAUGUUGACAAAGGGCACUAGGUUGGAAACAAUUUCUGUUCAAGAUAUAGCUGUUCAGUCACAAGCUUUAUUAAAUGUUAAGGAUUCAAAUAAGAGUGAAAGAGAAAGAGUGGUAGUUCGAAGGUUUAAGUUUGAGGAGCCACGAAUAGAGCAGAUUCAGGAGCUUGAGAGUGAUAUGAUGAAGUACUUUAGAGAGGAUUUACAUAGGAGGCUCUUAAGUGCAGAUUUCAAGAAGCAAGUUGAGGGUCUUGAAAUGCUACAAAAGGCACUUCCAUCCAUUGCUAAGGAAGUCAUAGAAGUUUUGGAUAUACUUCUUAGGUGGUUUGUAUUGCAGUUUUGCAAAUCAAAUACAACAUGUCUGUUAAAGGUGCUAGACUUCCUUCCUGAGCUGCUUGACACCUUGAAGGAUGAGGGAUACUCCUUUACUGAGUCUGAAGUUGCAGUGUUUCUUCCAUGUCUUGUAGAGAAGUUGGGACACAACAUUGAAAAAGUGCGAGAAAAAAUGCGGGAGCUUACGAAACAGAUUAUUUCCCAUUAUUCUGCUUCUAAAUGCUUCCCAUACAUAUUGGAGGGCCUGCGCUCUAAGAACACCCGAACACGGAUAGAAUGUGCUGAUCUUGUUGGUUUUAUCAUUGAUAAUCAUGGUGCUGAGAUUACUGGACAGUUAAAAUCAUUGCAAAUUGUUGCAAGUUUGACAGCUGAGCGAGAUGGUGAAACUAGAAAAGCUGCAUUGAAUACACUAGCUACUGGUUACAAGAUUCUUGGUGAGGACAUAUGGAAAUAUGUUGGGAAGCUAACAGAUGCUCAAAAAAGCAUGUUAGACGAUAGAUUCAAGUGGAAGAUCCGGGAUAUGGAAAAAAAGAAGGAAGGAAAGCCAGGUGAAGCAAGAGCAAUUUUAAGGCGAUCUGUCAGAGAAAAUGGGUCUGAUAUUGCUGAGCAAAGUGGCGAAAUUUCUAGAUCUGUUUCGGGCCCAAUAUUGAGGAAAAAUUAUGGUCAUUCUGAUAUCCACAUGGACAGACAGUCAAUGGCCCAUCCUUUCACUGUUGCUAGUGGCCCUACAGAUUGGAAUGAAGCACUGGAUAUUAUUUCUUUUGGUUCUCCUGAGCAGUCUGUUGAAGGAAUGAAAGUUGUUUGUCAUGAGUUGAAUCAGGCCACUAGUGAUCCAGAAGGUAAUGUCAUGGAUCAACUAGUGAAGGAUGCUGAUAAACUCGUUUCAUGCCUGGCAAACAAGGUUGCAAGAACCUUUGACUUCAGUUUGACUGGGGCUUCAUCGCGAUCUUGCAAAUAUGUACUCAACACUCUCAUGCAGACAUUUCAAAAUAAAAGACUGGCAUAUGCUGUAAAGGAGAAUACUCUUGAUAGUCUCAUUACCGAGCUUCUUCUUUGGCUUUUGGAUGAAAGGGUUCCUCAUAUGGAUGAUGGAAGCCAGUUGUUGAAGGCACUGAAUGUGUUGAUGCUUAAGAUUCUGGAUAAUGCAGAUAGAACUUCAUCCUUUGUAGUGCUUAUCAAUCUCUUACGUCCGUUAGAUCCUUCAAGGUGGCCUUCACCUGCAUCAGUUGAGUCAUUUGCCACGAGAAACCAGAAGUUCUCUGAUCUGGUUGUGAAAUGCCUCAUCAAGCUUACCAAGGUUCUCCAAAGCACUAUCUAUGAUGUUGACCUUGAUCGCAUACUUCAAAGCAUUCAUUUAUACCUGCAAGAUUUGGGGAUGGAGGAAAUUAGGAGAAGAGCUGGUGCAGAUGACAAACCACUGCGAAUGGUCAAAACUGUUCUGCAUGAGCUUGUCAAGCUUCGUGGAGCAGCAAUAAAGGGUCAUCUAUCAAUGGUUCCCAUUGAUAUGAAACCUCAACCCAUAAUCCUUGCCUACAUUGAUCUAAAUCUUGAGACUCUGGCUGCUGCAAGAAUGUUAACUGCAACUGGACCUGGAGGGCAAACCCAUUGGGGUGAUUCAGCGGCAAAUAAUUCGGCACCUGGCACACAUUCAGCUGAUGCCCAGUUGAAGCAAGAGCUGGCUGCAAUAUUUAAGAAGAUUGGAGACAAGCAAACGUGUUCAAUUGGUCUAUAUGAACUAUAUCGCAUUACUCAAUUGUACCCACAGGUUGAUAUAUUUGCUCAGCUUCAAAAUGCGAGUGAGGCAUUCCGUACUUACAUCCGAGAUGGUCUAGCUCAGAUGGAAAAGAAUGCUGCAGCUGGAAGAACUCCUUCAAGUUUACCAAUGCCUACUCCUCCACCAGCUUCCUUAAAUGCUUCCUCCCCUGAUUUUACAUCACUCUCCCCUGUAAAUGCAAAUCCAUUAAAUGAUGCUAAAUUAAAUGUAAAACCUGAACCAACAUGUUUUAAUUUGCCGCCAUCAUCAUAUAAUGAAGAGAAUAGAGCUGUUACUUCUAGAGCAUUAAAUGCUGACUAUACAUCAAAUGAAAGAUUUAUGUCUGGAGUAACUAGUGGAACAUUGGAUGCAAUCAGAGAGAGGAUGAAGAACAUGCAAUUAGCAGCAGCGGCUGGUAAUACUGAUUCUGCUCCUAGGCCAUUAACAAAUGUUAAUGACAAUUUGAACCAUGGACCUGUUCCUGUUCCUGUUCAGACAUCUGAAAGAGUUUCUAACGAGAAUGCUUUGCAAGGAGUCCUUCCUAUGGAUGAGAAAGCAUUGUCAGGCCUUCAAGCUCGGAUGGAGAGACUCAAAAGUGGAUCCAUCGAUCCUCUGUGAGCUUGGCUAUCAAGAAGCUGAUACAAAUAUUCACAAAAAUAUCAUUGCUGGGAUUUGGAGAGGUUCUUCUGGUUGACUUCCAAUAUUGGUGGCGUAGAUGACUAUAAUAAAAUCAACAGAGAUAAUUCUUGGAUUCAAAUUGUGGCUUCUUUGACAUUGCAGAGCAUGAGGAUAUUUGCUGUUGUGAAGUCUCAUUUCACCACGAGAUUCUACUUCUACCAUAGGGCAUUUGUAUUUUGUAUAUUGUAGGGCAGAGCUGUAUCCUUGUACAAGAAAAUGUGUAGAUGCGUUAAUUUAAUGCAAGCACACAUUUAUUGUUUUUCGAGCUUUGCUUGGCUGUGUAUUGAGCCAUUUUGGCAUAGAAAUUUUGACUCAGGAUUGGUUGCAAUCGUACAAAUUACCAUUGGGUAGUUUUUAAUUGCCCCAAAAAAAAAAUCCUACUGAACUUCUCGUUUUUA
This is a messenger RNA of Prosopis cineraria, 6661 nucleotides long. RefSeq names its product protein MOR1. Gene Ontology annotation, biological process: mitotic spindle organization; establishment or maintenance of microtubule cytoskeleton polarity; microtubule polymerization. NCBI's taxonomy places the organism in Eukaryota, Viridiplantae, Streptophyta, Magnoliopsida, Fabales, Fabaceae. The transcript has 55 exons. Gene Ontology annotation, cellular component: kinetochore; spindle pole; microtubule plus-end. The coding region runs from base 150 to 6203 and encodes 2017 amino acids. The record is from RefSeq and is a predicted model, not a curated record. Gene Ontology annotation, molecular function: microtubule plus end polymerase activity; phosphatidylinositol binding; microtubule plus-end binding.